Botrytis cinerea B05.10 is the source of this 1623-nucleotide messenger RNA. RefSeq lists its product as hypothetical. Bases 605 to 1135 code for a protein of 176 amino acids. The transcript is spliced from 3 exons. Gene Ontology annotation, cellular component: endoplasmic reticulum; cytosol. NCBI's taxonomy places the organism in Eukaryota, Fungi, Ascomycota, Leotiomycetes, Helotiales, Sclerotiniaceae. The record is from RefSeq and is a predicted model, not a curated record.
GGUUGUGAAAUCACCCCACCUUCCGAAAACACUCAGACUUGCACUUGCACUGACACUCAUCCUCAUCCUCAUCCUCACACUUCACUUCACUUCGCACUCACACCUCACUUCCCCUUCACCUAAAUUAAAAAGGCACGGACUGACCCCGCUACGUACAUCCGCCGAUACGCCCAUACCUUCCUUCCCUCGUCACCUCACGAUUAAUCAGUAUCGAAUCUUCAUUCACUUGUACUCCAGCACUCUGUAUUUCAAACAUCUAUCAUCUCACAGUGCAAUCCAUCUAACAACAUCGAGUAUUCUCCGCACUGCUCUGUCAUAUCAGAAACAUUCGACACAACCCAGCGAUAUAUAUCUUUCGUGGACCCCACUGGCUACGUUGUGAAUCCAUGGUUCUUGGAUCGAGUGUCCAUGUGCGACGACUUCCUGCUGGGUUUCAAUGAUUCUAAUUCACUCAGAGAUAGUAUUUGAGCAUAUAUACUCGUCACUUUUCCACCAUCUGCGACUUUCAAUACAUCCACAGUCUCCUCCUCAUCUACAAUCUCUUGCAACUCUAAAAUCAAAUCUAUAACUCGAGGACCCUCGGCACAUCCGAUACAGCGAAGAGAUGGGAAGCGCAGCAGCAAAUCUGCUUGGCAGACAAUUGAAAGAAAUCCAAAAGGCAAAAGAUUUACCAGGCAUAAGCUGCGGGCUUGUGAAGGACAAUAUUUUUGAAUGGGAUGUUAUGCUCAUGUUGAGCGACGAGUGCAAAUACUAUGGCGGAGGCAACUGGCGCUGUCUUCUCUCUUUUCCCGAAAACUAUCCACAUGCACCUCCGACGCUUACCUUUUGCGAUCCAAUUCCCUUCCAUCCAAACAUCUACGCGGAUACAGGUGUUCUCUGUAUAUCCAUUUUACAUCCAUCGGGAACAGACGACUUUGGAUACGAGGACGCAAGCGAACGAUGGACUCCAAUUCAAACACCAGAAACUAUCUUAUUAAGCGUGGUCAGUCUCAUGAACGAUCCAAAUGAUAGUAGUCCAGCAAAUGUGGACGCGGCAAAGAUGUGGAGGGAAGCACAAGCAAACCCCAAGGGCAAAGAGAUGAGAGAGUGGAAGUCAAGAUGCAGGGCACUAGUCAGACAGAGCUUGGGGGAUUAAUGCGGAAUGUUUUCUUCCUUUUUGAGGGGAUGGUUGGUUAUGAUUUGAGGUAGAAAUGCUGUUGGGGAGAUGACCUCUGAAAGCUUAGGGGGAAGUAAGUUGUUUAUUUAGGAGUUUCAUCUACGAUUGUAGUACAGCGUAGGGGCUGACGUUGAUUGUGGAGUUGCAUGCCCUAUACCUUUCGUGAGAACACAGCAUAGCGCAAUGGGACGAAGAGCGUAUUAAUAUCCAAAUAUUUUUGAAAGUUCGGAAAUCUAUACCUGUGACUUGUCGAUGGUACUGGAAAUGGGAACAAAUCAGUCUAUCACAAUCCUUCAAGUCAGGGCUAUCGAUUGGUGUGUAGCUUAGUUGGUUUUUCAUGACUGUAUACAUGGCACCGGGUGUUGAUAGCCUGGUAAUUUUCGAUUCUAUGGACUUAAAUUCAGUCGAGAAGAAUUGCUAGCAAAGAAGCCCCCAUCCUUUCAGUCUCUGAAUCUUCAUUCUCAACA